Messenger RNA from Amborella trichopoda, 952 nucleotides. RefSeq names its product Thioredoxin superfamily protein (gene PRXQ). Gene Ontology annotation, cellular component: chloroplast thylakoid membrane; cytoplasm. The record is from RefSeq and is a predicted model, not a curated record. Gene Ontology annotation, molecular function: thioredoxin peroxidase activity. Gene Ontology annotation, biological process: cellular response to oxidative stress; cell redox homeostasis. Lineage: Eukaryota; Viridiplantae; Streptophyta; Magnoliopsida; Amborellales; Amborellaceae.
AAAACCUUCUCAUCUCUCUCUCUCUCUCUAUUAAGCAAACACUCACUUUCUCUCUCCACCAAACACUUUUAGGAUAGCACUCUCUCUCUUACAGAGGACACAGGAGCGCAAAAUUUUCCACCCAUGGCUUCUGUUUCUCUCUCCAAACCUUCAGUUCUUCCCCCUCCUUCCAACCCCAAAAGCCCAUCAUCUUUACAAACCCCUUUCCUCUCUCUAAAAUCCCCAAACUCCCCACUGUUUGGUUUUAAAUUGUCCACCCACCAACAUUUUCCCUCUUCGCCAUUGCCCAGGACCACCAUUUUUGCCAAGGUAUCAAAAGGUGGGGUUGCCCCUUCUUUUACACUCAAGGAUCAGGAUGGAAGAAAUGUGAGCCUCUCAAAAUUCAAAGGGAAACCAGUUGUGGUUUACUUUUACCCUGCUGAUGAGACCCCCGGGUGCACCAAAGAGGCAUGUGCAUUUAGAGAUUCUUAUGAGAAGUUCAAGAAGGCAGGUGCUGAAGUUGUUGGCAUUAGUGGAGAUGAUCCCUCUUCCCACAAGGCAUUUGCAAAGAAAUACAGGUUGCCAUUCACCUUGUUGAGUGAUGAGGGAGACAAGGUGAGAAAGGAGUGGGGGGUGCCUUCUGAUCUAUUUGGGGCACUCCCUGGCAGGCAGACUUAUGUUCUUGACAGGGAUGGCGUCAUUCAACUCGUCUACAAUAACCAAUUCCAACCUGAAAAGCAUGUCGACGAGACCCUCAAGCUCCUACAAUCGCUCUAAUUUUCUCUCUCUCUCUGUCUAUCUGUCUAUCUCUCUCUCUCUCUGAUACUCAUUAUUUGAUACUCAUUAGUUGUUAAAUGAUGUUUUGUUUGCCCGCCAUAUUAUGGAGAAGCAUAUAAGCUAAGCAUGGAAUCUCUCUCACAAUCGUAUGUAGAUUUGUUAUCAGUGAAUUGAUUUUUUUUGUUUCUCUUUCGUA